UCUGGUGCUCUUCAGAUGUGUAGUGAUUUUCUUAAAGAUUUAAAAUUCAUUAAUGAAAAUAAAAUCGAAUAAGGCAACAAAAAUCUGGAAAACGCGACAAAACGUACCAAAAACAAUCAGACUACGAAAAUGCUUUUAUCAAUGCGAGAAUGGCCACGAAUGCAUUGGCGAAUAGUUGCACGAGUUAUCUCGAGCGCUAGCAGAACCAAAAGCAAAACUGAUUUUCCGAGGAGCGCAUCACAAUAUCACACUUCUACGAGUAUGCUCGGAGUCGGAAAGCAUCGUACCAAUCAAUUGACUAUUCAGGAGGCACACGAGCAAAAUCUUGGUAGAACUAUGUGUACGAGUACUUCCUCAACAAUUGGAAAUCUUUGUGUGCCCUUGGCGAUGGAAAAAAAUGAGAUCGAUGGAUUCAUCGCUGCCUAUCCAGAUGUUGUAAGAGACCUUACGGAGUUUGGAAAUAACAACGAAAGCAAAAUGGCUGCAGAAUGGUUCGAGAAGGCUCUAAACUACAAUUUGUCACCAACCAAUACGAAAAAUAGUGUAAUUGCCGUUUUGACGUACAAAAAUUUAAUGAAAGGCGAUCAACUCACUGCGGAAAACUUAAGAUUGGCGCAUUUGCUUGACUGGUGCCGUGAACUGCUUCACUCUGUCAUCCUCAUCACUGAUGAUAUCAUAGACAAAGGCAUAAAACGUCGGGGCCAGUUGUGUUGGUAUAAAUUGGAAGACGUUGGUUUCAAUGCAGUGAACGAUGCGCUCAUGAUUGAAAAUGGCAUCUAUAAACUACUAAACAAAUAUUUCCGUCAUUUGGACUGCUACGUUGAUCUGAUCGAAUUGUUUUGUCAAAGUAUCUUUAAAUUUAUGACUGGGCAGUCAAUGGAUAUGCUUGCCGGUGGAAGGAGUGUGACCACUUUCACUAGAGACUUAUACGAUGAAAUUGUAAAGACCAAAACUGCCAGCUACUUUUUCUAUUUACCCAUGGCUGUGGCUUUACAUUUGGCGAAUGUUAAAGACCAAAAAGUUUUCAGCGAAUGUGAAGCCAUUGCAAUCGAGUUAGGUAAAUUUUAUCAAGCACAAAAUGAUUUCCUUGAUUGCUUUGCUAGUCCUGACUUCACUGCUAAGAUUGGCACAGACGUAGAGGCCAAUAAGUGCACCUGGUUGGCUGUGGCGUGCAUGGAACUAGCCAACCCGGAACAAAAGUCGCUCAUGGAGGAGUGUUAUGGACAAAAUGAUCCCCAGAAGAUCGCGCGUGUUAAGCAGCUCUACGAAGAACUGAAUAUACCCAGCCUCUAUGCCAAACACGAGGAAGAAACAUACAACAGGAUAAAAACACUUAUUCAACAGGCAUCGGUUAAGCUGCCACGUGAAGCUUUACAAGAAAUUCUUAACGCAGUUAAUCGAAGAGGAAUUAUAUAAAAACUAAUACAUUACAUAAUAACACAGCUCGGAUUUCCAACUUUUUUUUGGGUAAUGGUUUUGAUAGUUGGUCUCCCCAGCACUGCAGAGCGUUCCAAGUCGAGGAAGAUGCAAUUGAUUGAUUGGAAGUAGUGCCUUGAACUCUUGUGCUACUACAAAAUUAAUCUGUGGGCGUAUGGAAGGUCACUGAGUCGUCAUUAGUCAUUUCAAUAUCUUUUAGCCUAGGUUUUAGGAACACCAAUCUAAUUAUUUGGAAAACUCUAAUCAAUGAAAUUAUUCAGGCCAGAUUUGAGAUCAAUGCAAUCAGUGGUUUUGUGAAUAUCAAAAUAUUGCUUCACAGCAUCUGAAAACAUUAUUCAUUAUGC
Molecule: messenger RNA, 1781 nt
Organism: Anastrepha ludens (Mexican fruit fly)
Lineage: Eukaryota; Metazoa; Arthropoda; Insecta; Diptera; Tephritidae
Product: farnesyl pyrophosphate synthase-like
Exons: 8
Coding region: 130-1416 (428 amino acids)
Biological process (GO): trans, trans-farnesyl diphosphate biosynthetic process
Cellular component (GO): cytoplasm
Molecular function (GO): dimethylallyltranstransferase activity; (2E,6E)-farnesyl diphosphate synthase activity
Source: RefSeq, a predicted model, not a curated record